UAAAAAAAUAAUUAAAUACACAAACUAUGCUAUUUAUUUUUAAGUUCAGUUCUGAUGGUUCAGGAAAGUCCCAUAGUUUAAGAAUUCCUUCUUAAGACUUUUUAUAGAUAGAACACAAAAGCCGGAAGGAAAGAGUCUGUGGAGAGAAUAAACAAGUUCCGGAGCUUUAUCUCAAUCAUCAGAGUCUUUGUACUUUGAACCCAGUUUCACUAGGCUGAUGGGGGAGGAAGAGAAGAAACCGGCAGAGGAGAAGAAAAUGGAGGAGGGAAAGGCUGAAGAUGGAAAGAAAGGGGAGGAAGAGGAAGCAAAACAGGUUGAAAAGCCAGCAGAGGAAAAGAAAACUGAAGAAUCAAAAGAUGGGAAAGAAGCCAAAGAAGAAUCCCCUGCUCCUCCACAGGAGAUUAUCUUGAAAGUUUACAUGCAUUGCGAAGGCUGCGCCCGCAAAGUCCGUAGGUGUCUCAAGGGCUUUGAAGGGGUGGAAGAUGUAAUGACCGAUUGCAAGAGUAAUAAGGUGGUGGUGAAAGGAGAGAAAGCGGAUCCUUUGAAAGUUCUUGAGAGAGUUCAAAGGAAGAGUCACAGGCAAGUGGAGCUUGUCUCACCGAUCCCCAAACCACCUGCACCGGAGGAGGAGAAGAAAGCAGAGGAGAAAGAGAAGCCUAAGCCCGAAGAGAAGAAAGAAGAGCCUCAGGUGAUUUCCGUGGUGCUAAAGGUUCACAUGCAUUGUGAAGCUUGUGCACAGGAAAUCAAGAAACGUAUUCAGAGAAUGAAAGGGGUAGAAUCAGCUGAACCAGAUCUAAAGAGUUCAGAGGUGACAGUGAAGGGAGUGUUUGAUCCACCAAAACUGGUAGAGUACGUGUACAAGAGAACCGGAAAGCACGCAGCGAUAGUGAAGAAAGAGCCAGAGAGCAAGAAAGAAGAAGAAAAAGCCCAAGAUGCCAACAAAGAAGAGAAAAAAGGUGAAGAAGGCGGUGACAAAGAAAAGAAAGAAGCAAGUGGAGAAGACAACGAAGACAAGAAAGAAGGCGGUGACAGCACAGAAGCCAACGUAGUGGCAGCAGCAGCAGCAGCAACAACAGGAGGAGCCGCCCCGGCAGAUGCAACAGAAGAGACCAAAGUGGUGGAACUCAAGAUAAAUGAGUACAGUCAUUACGCACAAAGGUAUGCCACAGAGUUUUAUCAUGCAUACCCUCCACAGAUCUUUAGUGAUGAGAACCCUAAUGCUUGUUCUGUAAUGUAAAAACUCGGAGGAUUCAGGGGCAUUGUAGGGAUUAGCAUUAAACAAAACAUUGGGUCCUGACGUCCUGCUUACAUGUGUAGGAUCUGACCAAUGGCUAUCUAAAAAAAGUAUAAUCUACAGUUGAGCUGUAGAAUUUUUUGAGGCUUUGUAUUUUUUUUUUUUUCAAGUUGA
Molecule: messenger RNA, 1408 nt
Organism: Durio zibethinus
Lineage: Eukaryota; Viridiplantae; Streptophyta; Magnoliopsida; Malvales; Malvaceae
Product: heavy metal-associated isoprenylated plant protein 7-like
Molecular function (GO): metal ion binding
Source: RefSeq, a predicted model, not a curated record